This is a messenger RNA of Tremella mesenterica DSM 1558, 507 nucleotides long. RefSeq lists its product as uncharacterized. The record is from RefSeq and is a predicted model, not a curated record. NCBI's taxonomy places the organism in Eukaryota, Fungi, Basidiomycota, Tremellomycetes, Tremellales, Tremellaceae. Bases 1 to 507 code for a protein of 168 amino acids. The transcript has a single exon.
AUGUCAUCAUCAAAUACAGGAGAAAUCAACCCAAUCACCAUGACCAUCCCAGAAUACGUCAAUUCAAUUAGACAGUUAAUUGCACUUGCCGCUCAGUAUCAACGAGAGGUGAUGCGUACUCCAGAAAUAGCUCGAGCCCUCUUCACGAUCCCAACCCAAAUGCUCAUGAUCGAUUCUCAACUGUACACAAACUUUCAGGAAUCAUCACAAGAGUUACAACAUACUAUCACCGAGGUUAACAAAUGGUGUGACGAAAGGUCCGCGAGCGGCACUGACCUUUUUGAAAGAGAUGCCGAGGGCAUCAUCAUAUCGUCGGUCAUCCCACAGAUCCAAGCUUCUCUCACUCAUUUCAAUACUACACUCCAACAACGAUACAGGGCUUAUCAAAGGAGCAAAUUACAGGCUUUGGAAGCGGCAGCAACGACAGUGGACAGGUUGAUCACGGUAUUUGAUUCCACCAAUUUAAAUGAGGAAGGUGAAACUGAAGAUGGGGAAACGCUUGGUUAA